UUCUCCACCCGAAACCUAUCUCAGCCCGUUCAAUUAUCCUGGAAGAGCUUUAAAGAAUGAGAUAGAAUCCAACAGAUCCCUUUACAAACGUUGACAAGAGAGAACUGAAUAAGGAUCUCGCCAACGAACCAUGUAAAGACGAUAUGUUCCCAUUCGCCAUCCUCUGGCUUCUUUUCCGCAUUCUGGCCCUUUUUCGUUUCGUCCACUUCCGCAUCUGCGGCUGCGUCCACGUUUGCAUCAUCGUCCGCGUCAUCUUUGGCCUUGGCCUUUCCCUUAUCCAAGUGCCCAUUAGCAAUUGCUGAAGCAUCCGAGUGGAUAUCACCGUUCCCCAGGCCGUUUAUGCCAUUGCCACUGCUAACACUGUUAUCAUUCGCUCUGCUAGAGCUUUGUUGGUCCUCCAUAUGCUGGAGGAUAAUAUCUCCAUUGUGGCCGCCGUUGUUGACUUCUGGAGCGCCAGUUUCCAGACCCUCCUCAUUUACUGGCCCGGUACCAUUAUUUACUAGCUCGUUAGGUUUAUUUGCUGGCCCGUUGGGUUUAUUCGCUGGCUCGUUGCCAUUAGU
Molecule: messenger RNA, 560 nt
Organism: Mytilinidion resinicola
Lineage: Eukaryota; Fungi; Ascomycota; Dothideomycetes; Mytilinidiales; Mytilinidiaceae
Exons: 1
Coding region: 144-302 (52 amino acids)
Source: RefSeq, a predicted model, not a curated record